This is a messenger RNA of Saprolegnia diclina VS20, 360 nucleotides long. RefSeq lists its product as hypothetical. Lineage: Eukaryota; Oomycota; Saprolegniomycetes; Saprolegniales; Saprolegniaceae. The coding region runs from base 1 to 360 and encodes 119 amino acids. The transcript is spliced from 2 exons. The record is from RefSeq and is a predicted model, not a curated record.
AUGCCUCGACACGGACUUCCAUUCCAAGAACCCGCGCUCCUCUCUCAAAACGACGUUACGACCGGGAAGCUCCUCGUGUUUGUGGAUGCGACCGCGCAAUGGUGUGCCGCGGACGUCGAGCGCGACCUAGAGCACCUGAGCGCGCUGACUUUGACGCCAAAGGCAGACCACGAUGAGCCGGACAGUGAAGCACCGCCCCGUGUUGCCGAACUCUCGCCUCGGUGUCCGUCCGAGGGCUCGACCGUGGAUGAACACGACGACGAAUGCGGAAAUGGCAUCGACGCGACGACACUCAACGACACAAACCCCCACAAAUCCCGCGCUUUGACAAUGUUUGAAGACAACGAAACCAAGUUUUGA